Molecule: messenger RNA, 5208 nt
Organism: Porites evermanni
Lineage: Eukaryota; Metazoa; Cnidaria; Anthozoa; Scleractinia; Poritidae
Source: the annotation of a GenBank genome assembly
AGGUAUCAAGUAUUUCAUGGCGACUUGUGGGAGACAGAAUUGUGACUCAGUUUGCGCCUCGUUUGGUCUUCAAUGUGCCGGAACGGGCCAGAGCUUUCCAAACUCAUCUGCUUUAUCCAUAUUUCAGUCUUUGGGAAUAACUUGUGAAACAAGUGAUUAUACAGAUUUUUACUUCUACCGAGACCAACCAAAUUAUAUAUCAAGUUUGCCACAAAUGGACGUUAAUCUGCAGUGGGCUGGUAGAUGCACUGGAUUCAAGGCUAUACCUAGUAGUAUUGACUGUCACACGGCUAACAAUUCAAACGUUCGAAGGCUGUGCCCAUGCCAUAACUCUUCAGGUAGGCAUUGAAUUAUAUACGUUAAUAAUACAGUUUCAUACUAUCCAGUCAGUGUACUUUGUCCGCACCGAUUCGUAACUGUUAGUUUCUUAUUUUCCUUCAGUUUCACCAUGCAUAUAACCUCAGUUCUGGUUGAUACGAUAUGUGCCUUUUAUUGCAUUUGCCUUCAGUGUUGAACUGUUUUAUUUUGCCUUCUAGUCUUCUCCGACGAAGACGAAACACCGAAGGCACCGUCUUGCCUAAUGUAAGGAAAUCCAGGACAGUCUUGGAUUUUGGAUUCCACUUACCUGGAAUCGGUAUUCCUUGUCGGUGGAUUCUGGAUUCCAUUCCUUGAGCUGAAUUUCCAGUAAUAUGGAUUCCACAAGCAAAACCCGGACUACCUUACAUGAGGCGACACUGUCUUGCAGUGCUUCCACUUUAUCUAAGUCUGUUGGAUGUUAAAGGAAUACCAGGGUGUAAUAAAUCUCUGGAAUACCAACCCUAGUAUACUUUCCUUGGUCUUGGGUAGGAAUAUCUGCAGGUGGCCGGACAUAACCUCUUAAUUUCCCUCCGGUGGCUGCCUGUGAACGGAGUAUUAGUGGAAACUGAGAAAAGUUCAGCAACUCAAGUGAAGUCUGGUCCAAGCUAGAUUUUUGGUGACUUUAGUGCUAAGCAAAAAUAGAUAUACGGAGGUUUACUGUUUCAUCAUUAUUUUCCUGUUUGAUAGCUGUCCUUCCCCCAACGCAAUCGACUGCAACAGAGACUACCAACAAAAUAACAAACAUAACCUCAAGAAGAAUAGUAACAUCCGCUGCUCAAACCAGGGCCUUACAAGAACAUCCUACUGGAAACAAUGCGCCUCGUCGUCAAACAGAGAAUGGGGAUAACGCAUAUAAAAAUGCUCUAAUUGCGGUCAGCGUUAUCUUAGCUGUUGUUUUGGUGAUGUUCUUUGUGGUUCUGCUGUAUCUAUUCGUACAACGGAGAAGAAAACAUUUAAGGUAGUUUAAAUCAGUUAAGGCGACCAUGGUAUCAUGAUUUGGUUCAGUUUUCAUUAGAAAGAGCCCCAAUUAGUUCCAGUAAUCUUAGUUAUUUCAUUCUAGAUUUACUCUGCUUUUUUCUCUUCGUUUCCCUAUCGGAGUUGAACGCCCCCUUGUAUCGAGACUGCUGAAUUAAACGCCGUGAGACUAUGCGCCAAAAAGGUCGUAAUUUCACGUGUUCCGCUGCAUUUGCGUGUAGAAAUGGGAGGUUAUGAAAAACUUUGUAAGAAAACUCUCCCUCGGCCCUUUUUUGUAAUCUCGAUCAUUUGCCCUAUGCUUCACCGUUUAAGUAGCGAAAAGUCUAGGCGUACAGUGGCUGACUGUAGCGUAAACUCGCUGUCUCUUUCUGUUGGCCAGUAAUUUACUGGCUGAUGUUUCUAUUGCUCGUCACUUUUUCGUGGAUGUUUUUUUUUGUAUCAGCAAAGAAAAAAGAGAUGCUGAGAAGAGCGAUAAUGGAAAGUGUCAUGUUGAAUAUAACAAGACUGGAACUGGUACUUCAGAUAUGAUGGACGGCUUAGCUGUAGUGACGGCUGACGACAAUAGGUGUGUUUUUGUCAAUACUAUUUUUUAAAAAAUCCGCAACAUAUUAUAACUAUUAUAACUAUUCACACAGCGCGCAGCUGUGUGUUAUUCAGGGGUAAAUUUGAUAAAAUUUUUACAAGUGUGUGAAAAUAACAAGAGUAGCCACUGUUUUAGAGUUUAACACAAUAGCUAGACUUGUAAAGAACAGUAAACGUUUUAUUAAACUGACCGCUGCAGGCUUAUCGAUCAAACGGUGCUCGUGGCCUGCGGAAUUAGCUUAGAGCGCAGACCUUACAGAGCGGGAUAACGGGGGUUCAGACUCGUACCCAGUCGCUUAUCUGUAUUCGCGCGGUGGUUAAUGAGAAGGAUUUGCCAUGUGAGUUCGCAGCCCAUCAAGGGAAGGAAGGAAGAAAAACACGAAGCUUUUCCACCUUUUUACCAUAUUCCUUUGAGAGAAGAACAGUAAGUAUCGACUGGCUAUGAAUCUGACGUGGGUUCGACCCGUUGCAGUGGACCCAUACAAGUUUUGAAAGAAAUCACUAUUUCGCGGCUGGUACAUGCAUGACCCAUUAAUCACGCAAUUUUCAAACAGAGAACUUUUUCGUGGGUUUUUAACUCCUUCAUGGCCAGAAUUUUGUUCAUUUGUAUUUAAUUUGUAGAAAUAUCCAUUAUUUUCUUUCAUUCACAGCUACUGUGAUCCGAGAAGUACCGAACUGUCAAUUCCCAACUCGAGCGAAAUGGAAGUCAAGAUGCUGGCCGAUAAACCCAGGUAAACCACAUAAUACAAAAUUGUUGACAAAGUAGUUCCUUCAUCAUUUAAGCCCUCUGCAAGUACUUGCAAAAAUUAAGCUUCUUUUUUUUUUCCAGUAACAACAAGGACAUGAAUGAAAAAUCCAUUGAUAACAUUCUAUACGUCAGGUAAUAUAUUGCCUUCUUCUUUCUAAAGAUCAGUAUUUUUUAAGUGAAAAUGUAUCACCGGCUUACUCUCUCCUGCUCCAUGUAAAGGUUUAAAAGACUCCCGAGACAUUUUUGUACAGUGCAAUUUAUUUUUAUUUUUUUAAUUAUUUGUUUGUUUCUACCAGCGGUUCUGAUGGAGAAUAUACAGCUUUAUCUAAAGAACACACUCCACCCACUUACGAAAGGUAAAUUGAAGUAUCCUGACGGAUGGUUUAAGUAAUUCCCCUUGUUACUUUCAAAAUAUAAAAAGUAAAACUGAUAAUGUUUUAGAACUGACAAUGGAGGCCUUAUGUGCCUACUGGCGCGACGAGACAUAAUGAUGAUGAAGAAAACUGACAAUGACCUCCUCGGUACAGAUUCAAAAAGAGAGUAAGCCAGAGGUGUCUGUUUUUAUUCAUACGGAAUUGUAUGAAAUUUCGAAUUCUUUUCAAUGAGAUUCACCAAAAGAACUGUCCACGACAGGGAAGAGAGUUGUUUCUCUUCCGCUCUUUGUAGCUGGAAUGAUUUAAUUUACUAAUAAAAAGAACUUUUGAUUCCUGAUCCCAUUCAAACCGUUGGCAUUAAAUUCUCAUAGGUGUAGAUAUAACUCCUAUUAUGACUUCUAAACCUCAGUCCCUUGUAUUUAAGUUAAAAAAAGAACAAAAGCAACAACAACAACUAACACGUCACAACUUUAUAUUAGCGUUUUCGUCUUUAUCCUGGUAAUCAAUAGUCUUUUUGUAACGUUCAAUAAUGCAAAAUACAUAUGAAAAUCUAAUUGCACGAGCAGUACUUUUUCAUAAAUGUUGAUUUUUCCCUUUUUGCUUUCAGACUGGUUUAAUCUCUGUGGUAGUGCAGGCAGCACGAGUAUACAACACUGACAACACGAACCCUUUUUAUAGUUUUGCAGUGUUGCGAGACUUGAAUUAGUUGUGUUUUACUUUUACAUACGAUUUAAUAUUUUGCUAGUGUCUGACGUAAGGGGUGUUGGCAAGGGAUAAGCCACACCUCUUCGAGACCUGAAACAUCUUAUUUUUUCAGCUCUCGGUUAAAUAAGUACUUUUUAGUACUUCAAGCGCAGUGUCUUAAGACUUACUGCUCGCAUCAACGGAACACUAAGGUCAAUUUACAGUAACUCAGUUAAACCUCGUCAAUACGGACACUAAAUGGACCACAGAAAGUGUCCGUAUUAAGCGGGCUGAAAUUUGAGGAAAUGAAAGGUCUUUUCCCCGCAGGGACAAAGCAAACUGUCCGUAAUAAAAAGAUUUCCGUAAAGCAGGAUGUGACUGUAUAAGAAAAUGUAGGAUUAGAGUUUUUGCCGCUUGUCUGUGACUCUUCAAUUCCAUUCGUCCUUCCACGCAUCGUAAACCAAUGUGGAAUGUCACUCCUAUCCAGGGAAGAAUGUGAGAAUAUACAGUAUGUCAUAAAAGUGAUAUGCGCCAGUCAGAUCAAAUUUUGACAGCUGUCAAAAUAAGACAUUUGCUGGCCUAUACUGAGCCGUUGGUGGUAUAAGAAUUAAUGUAAUGUCUCCAAAAAAGUAUCCGUACUGCAUUGUGUAUUAUCAAUUUCGGAAUCGACACUGAAUAGAAUUGCAUGGUAGAGAAUAAGGAACCAACAAUCGCUAAAUACAGCUGCAUUUAUGAAAUGUGUUAUUCUUUACGUUGCAGCCGGUGGGCGAGUAAUGAUUUAGCACUUGAUAACGCUUCAUACAGGGACGAGAGAAGCUUUUUAUAAAAACACACAUGACACAGUUAACAUUUCGCGUGAACUUUUAUUUACAUUCAUAUCUGUACAUGUAUUUUGAAGAUAUGGUGAUCCGAAUACUAAGAACAUCAUAUGACACUAAGUGCAAGGUUUUGCACAUAUUCUGCGAGAUAGCUCACACUCGAACCGAGUCGAACAUCGCCAAGAGAACUUGCUCACAUGGCUAUUCCAGCUACUUGUUAAUGAAAAUCCUCAUCCUGAUUCCCUCUUGCCCUUGGCCUACUUUUAAGUAAAUUACAAUAUCUUUGCUUCUUUAUCACCAACAAGAUAAGAAAUAACUACACCAUAAUAGCAUCGACAUCAGCGUACUUGCUUCUGUAGCGUUUGUUGUAGAUGCAGUGGAACCUGUUUUUGUGCGAUUAUUAUUCCAUGUGCCGUUGAUGUCAGGAGUACUUGGAUUUAAGAACGUGGUAGUUCGCGUUGGGGCAAAACUGUACGAUGAACCCGCAGAUAGCACUGAAGAUGAUGAUGAUGUUGAUAAUGAUGAUAAUAAUAAUGAUGAUGAUGACGAUGACGACAAUGAUGAUGAUGAUGAUGAUGGCGUUGGCGUUGGUGGUGGUGACCACGGCGAUGAAGAAGGAAAUAGUGAUGGAGACGUCGGCAUUGUGGGCGGAAUUUCUGUAAAGAAAUAG